Molecule: messenger RNA, 1437 nt
Organism: Ipomoea triloba (trilobed morning glory)
Lineage: Eukaryota; Viridiplantae; Streptophyta; Magnoliopsida; Solanales; Convolvulaceae
Product: indole-3-pyruvate monooxygenase YUCCA6-like
Exons: 4
Coding region: 1-1254 (417 amino acids)
Biological process (GO): auxin biosynthetic process
Molecular function (GO): N,N-dimethylaniline monooxygenase activity; flavin adenine dinucleotide binding; NADP binding
Source: RefSeq, a predicted model, not a curated record
AUGGACUAUUUGAGGGAAAUAGAGAGUAAAAGAGCUCAUGAUCCACGUGGUUUUGGGCAUGAUAAGAAGAAGAUCACGUGCGUUUGCGUGCCGGGGCCGAUUAUUGUCGGCGCCGGGCCGUCGGGGCUGGCCGUGGCGGCGUGUUUGAAGGAGAAAGGGGUCCCGUCGGUGGUGUUUGAGAGAUCGGAAUGUAUAGCCUCGCUGUGGCAGCUGAAAACCUACGAUCGUCUCCGUCUUCAUCUCCCCAAAUCAUUCUGCGAGCUGCCAUUGAUGCCGUUCCCCGAUACCUUCCCCACCUACCCCUCCAAGCAGCUUUUCAUUCAAUACUUGGAGGACUAUGCCGAGAAGUUCGAUAUCCGGCCGGUUUUUAACCGGGCGGUGGUUUCGGCGGAGUAUGAUGGCGUUCUGGGGCUGUGGCGGUUGAGGACGAAGGGGACAGAGGAGGAGAAGGAGGAGGAGGAAGCGGAGUAUGUUUGCCGGUGGCUGAUUGUCGCCACUGGGGAGAAUGCGGAGGCCGUGGCGCCCCGGAUCGAGGGCGCCGAGGAGUUCUUCGGCCAGAUUAUCCACACCAGCUCGUAUAAGAGCGGCGAAGGGUUCGCCGGGAAGAAGGUGUUGGUGAUCGGAUGUGGGAAUUCGGGGAUGGAGGUUUGUUUGGAUCUCUGCAACCAUAAUGCCUUCCCUUCCCUUGUGGUUAGAGACAAAGUGCAUGUCUUGCCACAAGACAUAUUGGGAAAAUCAACUUUUGGGCUGGCCAUGCUUCUGCUCAAGUGGUUCCCAAUGCGCCUCGUCGACGGCUUUCUGCUGGCCGUCUCCCGCCUCCUCCUCGGCGACACGGCGCAGUUCGGCCUCCGCCGCCCCAAGGUGGGACCGCUGGAGCUCAAGAACUUCGCCGGCAAGUCCCCAGUCCUAGACAUGGGAACUCUUUCCAAAAUCAAAAGUGGAGACGUCAAGAUAUGUCCUGGCAUUAAGAGAAUAAAGCGUUACACGGUGGAAUUUGAGAAUGGAAAAGAGGAAAACUUUGAUGCAAUAGUCCUUGCAACAGGUUACAAAAGCAAUGUGUCAUCAUGGCUAAAGGAAAAUGAAAUGUUUUCGGAGAAAGAUGGGCUACCAAAGAAGCCUUUUCCCAAUGGAUGGAAAGGGGAGUAUGGGCUAUAUGCUGCGGGGUUUACCAGACGUGGAUUGUUUGGUGCUUCCAUGGAUGCCAAGAGGAUUGCAGAGGACAUUGAAAGGUGUUGGGUAGGUGCAGAACGUUAGUCCUCGACCAGGAAAAAUUACAGUUUUGAUCUCAAAAAAAAAUGUCUGACAAUUUUAAUUUCUUCCCAUCAGAAAAGAAAAUAAAGAAUGUCCCGAAAAUUCUUUGGUCAUCGUUGUCAUUCAAGAAACCUUCGAGGCAUGAAAAAAAAAAACAAGAAGAAAAUUCGUUAUAUUUUUUUAGUA